Messenger RNA from Aedes albopictus (Asian tiger mosquito), 934 nucleotides. RefSeq names its product deoxynucleotidyltransferase terminal-interacting protein 2. Gene Ontology annotation, cellular component: nucleolus. Gene Ontology annotation, molecular function: RNA binding. The transcript is spliced from 4 exons. Lineage: Eukaryota; Metazoa; Arthropoda; Insecta; Diptera; Culicidae. The record is from RefSeq and is a predicted model, not a curated record. The coding region runs from base 81 to 902 and encodes 273 amino acids. Gene Ontology annotation, biological process: RNA processing.
AACACGCGCGUUUUGUUUUCUUUGGCAGUGAAACAGCUGCCUGCGUGGUGCACGCUCGAUCCUCCAUUCAUAAUAAAAAUAUGGAUCUAUUCACAAUCGAUACAGCCGGUGAUUCCGGCCAUACCUCCGCUAGCAUUCGCCCGUUAUACCUACCCAGCAGUAGUCGCAGCGUUUUGGAUAGCUCCAGUGUUCAGACCGCGCGACCGGCGGCAGAUAGUGAUGAAGAUGGCGACGACGACGAUGACGAUUACGGAGGUCUUCCGCCACCCAGUCAGGAUAUUUUCAAAAUCUUGCAAGAGGAUAGUGCGGCUUCGGAAAUGGUGACACUGAAUAGGCCAGCCACGAUGAAUGCUUCGAUUCCUAAAAAGGCGCGCUACAACCAGGGCACUAAUGCCAUUCAGGAAUUGGCCGUGACGGACGUGGAUGGACAGAUGAAGUCGGCCGUUAUAACGCCUGCCAUCGAGAAGCGAGAAAAUUUGGCCACGCUGUCGAUGACCGACCGGAAGAUCAAAGAGCUGAACCGGAAAGAACGUUCCAAAACCAAGGGUAAAGACUGGUUCAACCUUCCGGCGCAGGAAAUGACUGAGGAGGUAAAGAACGAACUGGAGCUAAUUCGGAUGCGAUCGGUGCUGGAUCCGAAGCACUUCUACAAGCGCAGUGAGAUGAAGACCCUUCCGAAGUAUUUCCAGAUUGGCAAAGUGGUCGAUUCGCCAUUGGAUUACUAUAACGAACGGGGAACUAAGAAGACCAAAGCGAAAACCCUCGUCGACGAGCUUCUGCAGGAUGCACAGUUCCAGAAAUACAACAAGAAAAAAUACGCCGAAGCGCUGGAAAAACGCAAGAAGAAGGCUUACCACAAGGCUGCAAUCAAGAUGAAAAAGUUGAAGAAAAAGAAGAAUUAAAUUACUAGAGUAUGUUUAAGUUUGUUAAGUAA